Messenger RNA from Lytechinus variegatus (green sea urchin), 4099 nucleotides. Its product is annotated as eukaryotic translation initiation factor 4 gamma-like. Bases 2170 to 3696 code for a protein of 508 amino acids. The record is from RefSeq and is a predicted model, not a curated record. Lineage: Eukaryota; Metazoa; Echinodermata; Echinoidea; Temnopleuroida; Toxopneustidae. The transcript is spliced from 4 exons.
AGACUUCUAAACGAGGCUGAAGUUUACCACAAAGUUCUGUCAAUGAAUAACCCAGUUUUACCAUAUUUUAUCAUUAUCGAAGUGUCCUUUUGCUUGUAAAUCGAUGAGCAGUGUAACUGAUAACUAAGUCCACAAAUUCGAAACCCCAAAUUGAUAAGGCGAGGUGGGCGUAGCACGGUAUAGCGGGGGUUAGAAUCAGACGACACUGCAUAGCAACCGCCUAGCAACGGGGAAGCGAAGGGUCACAGAUCGGUGACUCAAAAAUUCCCCCGCACACCAAUCGAUACAUGCGGGACUGAGUGCUCGUCGUCAGCACCGCCGUGCACGAAACUUUGCCGAAGUGAACGGCAGUGAGAAGGUCUAUACUCUCCCUAACCUGCGGGACGAGCUGCCUUCUUUGCCAAGGGUAUUUUGCCUCUUAACUACUUACUUUUGCGGAUUUAUUGCCAAAAUAAUGGAUCUUAGAGAGGAAUAAGAUGAUCUGAGCACGGUCUAUUUUACGAGUCACGAUAUCCUGGAUAUAAAAGUUGGAGCGAACUUUGUAACCAUUAACUGUCGGCAAUAACAGUGGCCUUGGGAACCAACACAAUCCUCUAGAGAAUAUUCAAGAAACAGGAAGAUUCUUCAAGACAAAAGGGGACUUUCCUCUACUCUCUACCUCUUUCUCCGUUCAAGCCCUCGACCGACCCCCUGAGAUUAUUCAACUAAACGGGGAAUCCCACAGCACAAACCCACCUGCGAGGGUUCAUGUUACAACCGGAGUGGCCCAAUAAGCUCCGUGUCUUUGGAUCCGUCUUCUAAUUCUGUUUUUAUAAAGAAUCGCUGUUUUUCAUCGAGGUAUAGUUGGUGAAAAGUUUCCAGAGUUGUUGCGACCGGUGAGGAAUAUUAUUUUGAGAAAGACUCUGGCAUGGGUUACCAACUGGUUCAGUAAUUCUUCAAGAAACGGAAAAUAAAAGGCGCCUGGACAAGCAGUUGGUGAGCGAAGAAAGAGACUCUGAAUGACUGAAUGGAUGAUUGCUGGAAAGCACUUAAGAUCUGGUUGGACAACGUCGUUAAUACUUCGCGCAAACUUUAAUCCUUUCGAAACGAUGUUCUAUAAGAACUGAAGUGAAUGAAGCUCUCUUGGAAAAUACUUCAGACAAGGUUGUAAAAGAACAGUUUGGGUUUGGAUUUUCUGAGCUGCGAUAUAAAGCCGUCUCCACAUUUUUUUUGCGUAUAUCUACGACUCUUCCUGUAAUUGGGACGCCAAUGGACAGAUUGUGAGGGCUUUUCAGUUGCCGGAUUCAUCCAUUUUUUCCCCGCGAAAUGUUGGAAAAUUCGGGUAUGGAAGAUUAUUUUUGAUCGUCGAAGUCAUAAUUCCAGAUAAUUGUUCAUGUGCGAUUGAGUACUUGAGAUACGUCGGUGAUUGAUUGAAAGGAAUGGAUACGUCAUCUUUUGAAUGCAACCAAUCAUUAAUGCUCAAGGUCGAGGAUUGUGAUUCGGAAUGAGUUUUAAACCGCCGGAUCAAUAUUUGUAAACACCCAAGCCAGAAAAUCAUUGUCAAAUUGGCGCCCUAACUUGACUAUAUCGUCCGCGGUUUAGGUUUUUUUGAAAUACGAAUCGCGCGAUUCGUGUGAGACUGAAGUUUAAUCGUCCUCAAUUUGAAGGUUCAAUUUAACGUCUUAAACCACCGUUCACCCUUGUUUUUUUCAUGGAAAGUGUUAAGUGUUCUCACAUUUGGAAAAGUGACAGCAAACUUUGACCAUGGAUUAGCAGAACAGCUCCAGAACAAAUAGCGGUUGGAUUUUUCAAUUUGCAUAUUUUAUUUUGAUGGAGGCUUUCCUUGUCCAUUGUUGGGCCUUUUCAUCUAAUCAAAAUUCUUCUGUUGUCGCGGUCGGUGCCUUAUGCAGAAGACAAAUAGAGUUGUUAAAUAGUAAUUGAAUCGCGGCCACUUGUGACAGAUCGUCGUAACUAUUUGAUUAGGAGGCUUUGUUUGAUAAGACAACGAAACCUUGAAGGAAACACUGGUUUCUCGAUCGAAAGAAAAGAUAAUGAGCUUUUAGCCGAAAUGUUGUCAAACAUCUCAACGCACUCGAAAACAAACUCCGUAUCUGCUCUGAUUUACAAGGUGUGGACAGAAUGAGGACUUUCUUGAUAUGCAUUCGAUUUGAUUGAUAUAAGGGCUUCAGUAUGACGACCAAAACAAACCAACGACCACGUAGCGUGAGUGCUCGGAUCGGCAAGGGUCUUCGAGCUAGUUGGAACACGACGAUGCCGCUACGAACAGCACACGUUCAUCCUACGGAAUCGCGAGGAUACAUCGUUGAUUCGAACUUCAUGAUCCCACGAGUACGCGAUCUCGAAUCUGAAUUCCAACGCGAACUGGGGAAAUGUCUAUUCGAGAGGACGGUGCAAUUCGCAGAGGAAGGUGCUAUGUCGGGCAGUAUUCCCACUCAACCCGACUUGAAUAAUAACAAUACUAAUAACAAUGCUAAUAUUAAAUCAAGGACUUCAAAUCGCUCGGUUUCUGUCGACGAUUUAAGUUCGUUCACCGCCGGCGGUACUGCGAACCGGGAAUCGAUGCGAUUUUUCGACAGUAGACGAUACCUGAAUGUGAAACCGACGCGAUGUACGUCGGCACUUGUGCAACAAAAUGAACGUUUUGAUACCUAUUUUGUCCGGGGAAGUCUGAAUAAGUAUGCAGUAGCCCAUGCGAUGGGCCCCCUUUCGUCACCUCAUCCGCCAAUUGAGAAAGACGUCCACCGGAUGCAGGUCGCGAAUAAAGACAAUCUUCGACCUUUCUCGGUCAGAGAGGCAUUCACGGACAAAGAGAAGGAGGAGGCGCCCGACGAGUAUUGGAAGCAGAGAGCGAUUGAGGAGAAGGAGCGGUUGGAAGCGGAGGAGAAGGCGAGGAUCGAAGCGGAGGAGCGGGCGAGGAUCGAAGCCAUUGAGAGGGAGAAGCGGGAGCGAGAGGAGGAGAAGGCAAGGCUGGUAGCCGAGGAGAAAGCGAGAAAGGAGGCAGAGGAACUCUUGGCUUUCGCGCGCGCGGAGUCGGAAGCAAUCAAGGCACAACUCACCGAAGUCGAAAAGGCGCGCGACGAAGCCCUGACCAAACUCGAAACGCUGUCGACAAUGUCGGCAUCGGGAAAGGGCAAAUCGAAGGGGAAAGGGAAGGGGAAAGGAAAGAAAGGGAAAGGAGGUGGAUCCGACGCCAUGUCGGAUGUAAGUGGAUCUUCAAAGAAAAAGGGUAAGAAGACGAUUCUGAAAAAUAGCGAGACAGACGACAACUCGAGUACGACGGGCGGGAAGAAAGUUAGCUUUAAAGAGAAACUCACGAGCACGAAGACGAUAAGUCCAAGAGAGCGAACAAAAUCGCCCAAACGGAGCUCGUCGGGUGGAGGGAAGAAGAAGAACUUUCCGGGUAGCUCGCGGAGCAAGAGCGGCAACGCCAAGGUUAAAGGCAAGAAGAAAAAGAAGAAGAAGUCCCCCGAGCCCCCAGCCGAGCCUCCUCCGGAGCCAGAGCCGGUGAAGGAGGAAGAGCCCCCACCAAUCGAGGACAUUACCGAGAAACUUCCAAAGAAACCCAAACCGAUCAUCUUGGACGAGCCUCCCAUGUUUUGCUUGGCUACCGAUUACAAAACAAGACAGCAAAUGGUGGAGGAGUGGCUCUAUGUUCGCAGCUGCAGUGCUUGUCCGACUUCAAUGCCAUUGGCGUGAACAAUGAGGAUUAUUUUGACCAUCCCUUUAGGCGAUAUACAGUUUACUUGUGACAACGUUAUUUUCACAAGAGUAUGGCUACAGAUUAAGAAGAGGGCUUAAAGAUAGGGGCGUCGUGGUCUAGUGGUUACGACUCUCGUCUUUCAUUCUUAGGGACGUGGGUACAAUUCCCAGCCAUGGAGCGCUGCUUCUUCAGCAAGAAAAUCACCCUCAUUGUGCUAUACAAUCACACCUGGAGGCCGUUUCAUAAAGCUGGUCGUAAGUAAAGAGCGACUUUAAGAACGACUGGUGAUCCUUUCUUAUGCGCAAAGCCCUCGCCGAUGAACGUUUUGGUGUAUACCAUUUACCAUUAUAAAGGAUCACCAGCAGUGGCGUACCUAGGAUUUUCCAGGGGGGGGGCAAA